AUGAAGAGUGUCGCUUUCGUCGCAGGCCUAUUGGCCACCUCGGCCUCUGCACACAUGCAAAUGUCCAAGCCCUAUCCCAUCCGCAGUCCCUUGAACCCGAAUUCCGACGCCCAAAAAGACUACUCCUACACCAACCCUCUGCAGUCCUCUGGUAGUGACUACCCUUGCAAGGGCUAUGCCAAUGACAAGUUCGACUCGCAGGCCACUUACGCCCAGGGCCAGCAGUAUGAGAUGGAGCUCGAAGGCAGUGCCACUCACGGUGGCGGCUCUUGCCAGAUUUCCCUGACCUAUGACCGGGGUAAAACCUUCAAGGUCAUCGAGUCUAUGCUCGGCAACUGCCCCAUUGACAAAAAAUACAACUUCACCGUUCCCUCUGAUGCCCCCAGCGGCGAGGCUCUCCUUGCCUGGACCUGGUUCAACAAGGUCGGAAACCGCGAAAUGUACAUGAACUGCGCUUUCGUGACUAUCGGCGGUAACUCAAAGGGCAAGAAAGUGAAUCGCAUGCAGCAAAUCGAGCACGCCCACGAGGCUCACGUCAACCAUCCGGCGAUGGAGCACGCAUCUCACCCAAAUGCCCAGCCCAAGGAGCAGCGCGAUAUCGCACGGAUGGAAACUCAGAGCAAGGUCGCUAGCUUCGACAGUCUUCCCGCCAUCUUCGUCGCCAACGUUAACCAGGAGGGCAAAUGUGUGACCAUUGAGGGCGAGCCCGUCAACUUCCCCAAGCCCGGUAAUAACGUGGUUGGCGAGGCUUCUGGCAAGGGCUACAAGUGCUCUGGCGACGCUCCUUUCCUUGGCGCUAGCGACUCCAUCUCUAGCACCUCUACAUCGAGCACCUCUACAUUGAGCACCUCUACAUUGGGCACCUCUGCCUCCAGCACCUCGGACUCGAACGCCCAAGCUACCAAGAACGCCACGGACAACAAGGAGACCAUCACUUCUAAGCAGGCCAAGACUACCAGCGCCUCGACCAACGACGAUCACAGCAAAACCAUCGCUACUCGCAGCGACAAGGGUGAUCAAUCCAUUUCCAAGGUCGCGUCUGCAUUCGGCACCCCCUCUGCUGUCGUUUCUACCGAGGCCGCCACGAAUAAUGCCUUCUCCAGCUACGUGAGCACCGGGUCUUGCCACGAUGGUGAGGUCAUAUGCUCCCCCGACGGCUACUCCUGGGCCAUGUGCUCUAACAACAAGCCCGUCUUUAUGGGUUCCGUCGCUGCUGGCAUGUCCUGCCGCCUUGGCCAGAUGGUCCGCGCUAGCUAG
Molecule: messenger RNA, 1257 nt
Organism: Penicillium maclennaniae
Lineage: Eukaryota; Fungi; Ascomycota; Eurotiomycetes; Eurotiales; Aspergillaceae
Product: Extracellular protein
Exons: 1
Coding region: 1-1257 (418 amino acids)
Source: RefSeq, a predicted model, not a curated record